AGGGCAAAAGAAAAGAAAAGAAUCGAAAUUUGGACAGCGCAGACACACAUAAGGAAAUAGAAGACGCGUUAGAUAGUGGGAAGCAAAUAACAACUGUUCCUUCUGAUCAGUCAUCACCACUGUUUAAGAAAUGUUCAUCAAACUAACUUUUCAGAUUAAAUUCCAUUCCCUGCCUCCCUCACUUUUCUACACAUAGAAAAAACAAAAGAAAUACACUAUAACUUGAUCAUAUGAUUUUCUAGGAGGAGAAACUAGGUUUUGUGAGGGUUGACACUUGACAUGGAGGAGCGGUAUGAGCCAUUGAAGGAGCUUGGUUCUGGCAAUUUUGGUGUGGCCAGGCUCGCCAAAGACAAGAAAACCGGACACCUUGUUGCGGUCAAAUACAUAGAGAGGGGUAAAAAGAUUGAUGAGAAUGUUCAGAGGGAGAUAAUUAACCACCGAUCUUUAAGGCAUCCAAAUAUAAUCAGGUUCAAAGAGGUCUUGUUGACCCCUACACAUUUAGCUAUAGUAUUGGAGUAUGCCUCAGGUGGUGAACUUUUUGAGAGGAUAUGUACUGCUGGUCGAUUUAGUGAAGAUGAGGCAAGAUAUUUCUUCCAGCAGCUAAUAUCUGGGGUUAGCUACUGUCAUUCAAUGGAAAUUUGUCAUAGAGAUCUGAAAUUGGAAAACACUCUCUUGGAUGGAAAUCCUUCUCCUCGACUUAAAAUUUGUGACUUCGGUUACUCCAAGUCUGCUCUACUGCACUCUCAACCUAAAUCAACAGUGGGAACUCCUGCAUACAUUGCUCCGGAGGUUCUGUCACGGAAGGAGUAUGAUGGAAAGAUUUCAGAUGUUUGGUCCUGUGGUGUGACUCUUUAUGUUAUGCUAGUUGGUGCAUACCCAUUUGAAGAUCCAGAAGAUCCUAGAAAUUUCAGAAAGACUAUUGGGAGAAUAAUAGGUGUUCAGUACUCCAUACCGGACUAUGUUCGUGUUUCUUCUGAGUGUAGGAAUCUUCUCUCUCGCAUCUUUGUUGCCGAUCCUGCAAAGAGGAUCACCAUCCCAGAGAUAAAACAGAACCCUUGGUUUCUGAAGAAUUUGCCUAAAGAGAUCAUUGAAGCUGAAAGAAAAGGUUUCGAGGAAACAAAGAAAGACCAACCAAGCCAGAGAGUUGAAGAAAUCAUGAGGAUCAUACAAGAGGCAAUGAUACCAGGAAAAGCAUCCAAAGCUGGUGAUGGUGGACAAGCUGGCACUGGAUCAUUAGAUGUUGAAGAUGAUGAGGAAAUUGAUGUUAGUGGUGACUAUGAACCUGUGUGAUCGAGAACUUGAUUAGUUGAUGACCAGAUUGUCUAUAAGACAUAGUCAGCAUUUAUCACAACACUGGUGUUCUAAAGAUACUUAUUAUACUCAGGCGUGAAAUAGGAUUGUGUUUAUUUACAUGAAUAAUAAUAUUAAGAUUUAAGAAAAGGCUGGUAUUGGUUUAUAGUUUCAGUAAACUAUUUGUUUGGUACGUGGUUUACCAACAGAGCAAAUACUUUGUAUAAAAGGAGUAUUUGAUAUUUUCA
This is a messenger RNA of Cajanus cajan (pigeon pea), 1538 nucleotides long. Its product is annotated as serine/threonine-protein kinase SAPK3. Gene Ontology annotation, biological process: protein phosphorylation. Gene Ontology annotation, molecular function: ATP binding; protein serine/threonine kinase activity. The record is from RefSeq and is a predicted model, not a curated record. Lineage: Eukaryota; Viridiplantae; Streptophyta; Magnoliopsida; Fabales; Fabaceae.